AUGGGAUUAAUUCAAACUCUCCGCGGCUUCAUCAAAUCCUUGUUGGUCGUUCUUUUGUGGUCCAAAUGCCAGGGUCGGGAGUCCGAGUUCAACUAUGUCACCUGCGGUUCACUUGUGAAAUUGCUGAACACGAGACACAACGUUCGGCUGCACUCCCAUGAUGUCAAAUACGGCUCAGGCAGUGGACAGCAGUCUGUGACAGGAGUGGAGAGUGCAGAUGACGCCAACAGUUACUGGAGGAUUCGGGGGAAGCCCAACGGGACCUGCCAACGCGGCGUGCCCAUCCAGUGCGGGCAGGCCAUUCGCAUCACGCACAUGACCACGGGACGCAACCUCCACACACACCACUUCAGCUCGCCGCUGUCCAACAACCAGGAGGUGAGUGCGUUUGGUGAGAACGGCGAGGGGGAUGACCUGGACGUGUGGAAGGUGCAGUGUGACGGCUCCAUCUGGGAGCGGGACGAGGCGGUGCGCUUCAGACACGUCGGCACCGACGCCUUCCUGACCGUGACGGGCGAGCAGUACGGCCACCCCAUCCGUGGGCAGAGGGAGGUGCACGGCAUGGGCACUGCCAACCAGAACAACUACUGGAAGGCUAUGGAGGGUGUGUUCAUUCAGCCCAGCCAGGAGCCGCUGAGACACAAUCACGAAGAGUUCUGA
Molecule: messenger RNA, 660 nt
Organism: Oncorhynchus mykiss (rainbow trout)
Lineage: Eukaryota; Metazoa; Chordata; Actinopteri; Salmoniformes; Salmonidae
Gene: sdf2l
Product: stromal cell derived factor 2 like homologue
Source: RefSeq, marked provisional